Messenger RNA from Strongylus vulgaris, 312 nucleotides. NCBI's taxonomy places the organism in Eukaryota, Metazoa, Nematoda, Chromadorea, Rhabditida, Strongylidae. The record is from the annotation of a GenBank genome assembly.
AUGACUCCUCUGUCCUACAACUUGAUACCUAAGGACGAAGAAGUCGAAAUCCUCUUUCAUCUCUCGGAACUAGCACAUCCUGGCAAGAAGACAUUGUCUUUGAAAGACAUCGAACUGAUAGAUCCGGAACGACUAAAGAGGGUUUCAGCAACAGAACGCCUCAUCAACCUGAAAGCCGUGGCGAGCAAGGAGGAACGAGGUUUUGGAACGGCGGUGUUGGAAUCAGCCUAUCGGUUCCUGCUUGGAUCACUCGCAGGAGCAUGUGGCGCCACCGCCGUUUACCCUAUAGAUCUCGAAGGUCGUCAAGUUUGA